UAUCAACCCGUUGGUGGAGACAAAAACAUGACGGUUCACACAUGGGCGUUUUUAGUUUUAUGUACGUUCCAAGCGCGGUGUUCUGCCAACUUCGGGGAACCUUUGCUCCACGGAUUCGACAACAUAUUUGACGAUAUGGGUGAAGUUCGUGUCGAGGAGUUCACUAUUGAAAACGGAUCAGUUAUUCUAGGCAUUGCAAUUGAAAACGCCCAGCACGAGGAUGAGCUCUGGAUCUUAGAUUUCCAGCCUUAUUACUUUGACACUUCCAAACAACCGGUGGUUUUCACAGACUGUGGAAUGUUAGUCGCCGCUCAUACUGGUAACUGUUCCAACGUGUUUCAAGAUCUACCCUUCAAUGAUACUUCUGGGUUUUAUAAAGACGAUUACCAACCUAACGUACCAGGGGAGAAAGAACUCUUUAACAGACUGUCUCCUGGAAAUGAUGGAUAUGUUGAAAAAUCCAAUGGACUGACUGUAAAAACAGAUAUUUUGUCAUUCAAAGGAAGCAUUGAUCAGUUUUUUGCCUGCGUGGACAGUGAUGGCAAUUCAAUAUGGGAACGUCAUGUCUAUGAGGAGUCUAUUGAAUUCAACACCACUCUAUACAUGACCAACGUCAGACCAAAGAAAUCUAAUGACGGAGAGAGCGGUAUCUCGUUUAUACAAAGUCACGUGAUUUUGUACUGGAGAUUGCUGCGUACUGCUAUAUCAAGAUUUAUACUGAGUUCUACAGAACAGAUUAAACCAAUAUUUCAAUAUGCUGUUGUCAAAACAGUUUACAUUGAUAACGAUGAAAGCAAAGAACCUGACAGAAAUAAAGCAGAGGUCGAGUUUGCUUUCAAGACCAUAACUGGUUUGGAACAUGCAAUGGCGGUCUACCAGGACAAUUCUCUAGUUUAUGUUCCCGCUGAUGUUCAUAAUUCUCUCGACUAUGUCCAAAAUGAUCCCGUCGAAAUUACACUUUACUAUCCUGCAGCUGACGCUAAUCCCAACGCCCAAGUACUUGUGAGUGGAGAACGUGUACCGUUUUGCCCUUCUAGUGCCGACAAUAUCGACCCAAUAGCUGAGAUAAUGUGUAAUGAAUUUGGGUUGACUGUGCAAGCGAUGUUCCUGAUACCAGCCCCGUCGUCUGAUAUUGCCAUAGUGAAUGUUGAGUGCAACGGUGAUGGAUCCAACUUUGGUGAUUGUACCUAUGACAUUGGAUCGGACGACAACUGUACUCAUGGUAUUUUGGAAAUUACCUGUUCUACAAUAGCCAUCGAAAAUCUUCCCAAAUCCUGUCACGACUACCUCCAAGCGGCGAAACGAGAGAACAUAAUAUUAGAUGAUGGCAUCUAUGAGAUUGAUGUAAAUGACGAACGGAAAACAGUUUACUGUGACAUGACACGUGACGGUGGUGGAUGGACCCUGGUUAUUACAACCAUUGGUCAAGAUGGUUUCAGUACGUCCAAUAUAUUGGACCACAAUUCGAAUGCACCAUCUGUGACCUCAGACUAUUCGAUACUGGGACUUGCUAACUUCAUCAAAGAAACUAGCGAUGGUGAAAACUUCCGGUACAGAAUAGAAUCUGGGAAGCCAGGCCAAGAUGGCGGUAUAUGGGAGGCUCCUCUCUCGUAUUCUUUUGUGGGAGUUGCAGGCUCUGUCAACACUCGGUUAAUCGAGAAGUUUGGGGUGUGGGAAGAUAAUCUACCAGGCGGUACUGGUCCCCAGAACGUGAUGCCUUUCUUAACUCCAGACGCCAACCUUUUAACCACAGGUGGUCCUGGACAAUUCGGUACGAUUGUAUGCAGCUGCCUAGCAACAGAGUUCAAUCCCGCGCCCUGGAUAGACGGCAUUGACAACCAGCCUGAAAAGAUUUGGUAUUGGUUUAAAGAAGACAAAUCGGCCCCGACUGCAGGUACUGUGCACACUUCUACAUACGAACACCCUAUGCUGGCACCAGAAUGUGAUUUAACUGAGUAUCCAGGAAAAUGUACCCAGCACUGGAGGUACACUGUUAUAUUGGACGUAGACGACACUGGUAUAACAAAUAACAGGCCAAUAGAUGCAACAGGUGAAUUUGUACUCGGGUUUCAUACACACACAUGUCCCAACUUAGCGCAUGGGCAGAGAGGUGACUGUCGGCAAAUGGAUGUGCCAAUUGCAUACAUCGGGAGUACGAUAACAUUACAAACCACGGUGCAAGUUACUGACGCCGAGAAGGACAAACCGAUUGUGCUGCUGAAAAAAAUUAUAGGUCGUGACCCGUCGGUUGAUCUGCGUGAUGGAGCAGUUGGAGUGCACCACAUGGAACAGGUUACCAUGGAAACUCACUUCUUUCCUGAAUUUCUGCGUGAGCGUUUUGAGAUGAAACUGACAUUAUUUAUGGUGUGCAUUGGUGUCCACUAUAAAGAUGACCCAAGUGGAUGUCUAAGCGCACCUGAUAACGACACCUAUGUGGCUAUGUUAUCACCCGACUUCUAUUACUCGGCACUGAUAGACCCCAGCGAUGAAUCUCUUGGUUUCGUGGAAUUCGUUCCCGACAACUUGGAACAUCUCUUGCGACAGACUUUAGAUGAAAACAUCUAUGUUCACAGACGAGAUAUUCAUAGCGUCAAGUUCACAAACAGAGCUUUGUCAGGCCUGGCCAGAUUCUACACCAUCACCAACGUGUUCUUUCUCAUAGACCGCAACGAGCCGGAAGUCACUGCUAGCCCCGGAGACAGGCGAAAGCGUAGUAGCACAAUACUUGUGUCUCACAACCUGGUUCGGAGAGAGAUCGAAGAUACGUUGUCAUUGUCACACUCCAUGCGACACACUAUCAAGUUUUCUGGUUGCCCUGACAACUCUGUUCAUGAUGCUGAACAACUGAGAUGUGUGUGCAUCGAUGACAGCUACAUGUAUUCUGCAGAUUCGUUUAAAUGCGAACCAAGUAUAGAAAGUCUGACUGACAGGAAACUCCCAGCAGAUUUGAACAGUGCUGCUUCGACCGUCCUCAACACAUACGUUAAUUUUUUUGUCCUCGCACUGAUGUAUGUUAUACUCAAAUAUUGAUAUCUGGAGUUUUUUUUAGUUUUUUUUUAUUUAUUUUGGGUAACGCUAUCCCUAUUCAUGUAAUUAUUUGUGUUUUUAUCAGUUUCAACCUAUCAGUUAUGCAAUUAUAGAAAUACUUUUUUCUAAUUUCAUGUAUUAUGACUAUCUUUAAUAUUUUUUUUAAUAUUGGUUCUACGUUUGAUUUAUUAGUUGAAAGAAUACUUAUUCUUCUAUGCUUUAAAUUAUGAAAUUUAUUUCCACUACUAUAUCCAAUAUUUUGUUACUGAAAAUGCUG
Messenger RNA from Saccoglossus kowalevskii, 3304 nucleotides. RefSeq lists its product as uncharacterized. Gene Ontology annotation, molecular function: oligosaccharide binding. NCBI's taxonomy places the organism in Eukaryota, Metazoa, Hemichordata, Enteropneusta, Harrimaniidae. The record is from RefSeq and is a predicted model, not a curated record. Gene Ontology annotation, cellular component: membrane.